Grammomys surdaster is the source of this 2133-nucleotide messenger RNA. RefSeq names its product glutamate rich 6 (gene Erich6). NCBI's taxonomy places the organism in Eukaryota, Metazoa, Chordata, Mammalia, Rodentia, Muridae. The record is from RefSeq and is a predicted model, not a curated record.
AUGCGCCCACGUCAGGGAGCGCGGAAGCCUGGAAAGAAGGAUUCAAAGUCAAAGGAGCUAAAUGAAGCCUCGAAGGGGAAAAGGGAGAUUGUGGAGAAAGAGAAGGCGCAGAGGACGCAGGAAGCGGAGAGGGAGCUGGAGGAGCAGUGGGAGCAGUGGGAGCAGUGGGAGCAGGAGGAGCAGGAGGAGCAGGAGGAGCAAUGGGAUCAGGGAACGGAGGGGGAGCAGGGGGAGCAGGGAGCUCAGGGGGUGCCAGGGAGGGAUGAUGGAGCCGGCAAGCAGCAGCAAAGCCUGUUCCCGGAGUCGUUGAAAGAAGAUGACAUCUGGAAGGCCAUGGAACUCAGUGAAGCCUUUAACGAAUCACUGGAAUUUCGUCCCCGCAUAAUUAGCGUGGUCAGCCCCAGCCUGAGCACUACACCCCCGCCCAGCAAGGUGUCCAGCCCUUCUUGGAGCGAAGAGGAGCCUCUGCCGCACAGCCGCAGCGAGGGCUCGCCUUCUGCUUCCAGCAGCGCCUCAACCCACAAAAGCUAUCCCAAAAUCUUUCAAACAUUUAAGAAAGACUUGUCUGAAGUGACUGUUGAUAGAAAUCUGUACCCAAGUUUGUAUGAAAGAGUUCAGAUAUCAGUACAAACAGAGGACGAAAGUUGGCUUCAACGCAUUUCUACUAGAAAGGAAAUAAAACGAAUACCAUCCAUUGAGAUAACAGAAGCACCCCCAGAAAGUCCAGCUUCUAAGUUAAGAGGAAAUUGGGUAAUUAAUCCUGAAGAGCCCAAGCUAAGCAUCUUAUGUGAGAUGGAGUUUAAUGAAGACUUUGUAAAUUUAUUUGAAACUUCUCUAAGGACGUUACCCAGCAUUGGGCCACCGGCUAUUCUGUCAUAUAGAAAAGAUUACUCGUAUAUGGACAUUAGCUUUAAGGAUGAACAAGAGCUGGAACCCAUAUGUGAAUUUUGUGGAAGUGAUCUACAGUCAUUGUUUUUUAAUUUGGACAGUUCCUCUGAUGACAUUCAAACCAAACGAAAAGCAUAUAGGACCUGCUGUGUUCAGUUUCAAAAUCUUCUUGAUUAUAUCAAUGAGGAAAUGCUAACCACCAAAACCCCCGAGAUGGAAUUAAUCAGUAUCACGCCUCACGCAGCACAUGGCAGUGAAAUCGACAGGCUCAAGGCAAAGGAAAAGGCUUUGCAGAGAAAACAAGAGCGGCAGAUGGCCAGGCAUUUUGCGAUCAUAUCACAUGAGCAGAGCCCCACAGGAACAGAUGACGGUAAGACUUUUGUCAUGGAUGCCCUGCAUCAUCAGAAAACAUACUCUCAGAAUUCUACCACCCAGAGGAAAGCUGGUAACAUUUUAAAAUUCACCUUCCCUUGCUCUGCCUUCCCUUCUUGACUUAACUUUACCUCUGAGCAGUCUGUGCAUAUGGACCCGAUUAACACAAGAUGCUUAGUGUGCUUUGGUUUUGAUGCUAGCGUGAAUGGGAUGAUUUUUCUCAGCUAUCCAUCUGGAAACCUAGCCAUUAUGCGAAUGCCCAACAAGACAGACGGUUUUAUCUGUAUAAUCCAAGAGGACACGCCCACCAGCCCUGCUAUCCUGGCACUGUUUGACUCCUCCGGCAGAAGCUCCUGCUAUCACCCCAAUGGAAAUGUCUGGGUAUACAUCAACAUCUUGGGAGGCCAAUACUCAGAUCAAGCUGGCAACAGGAUACGAACCUGGAACUGGUCAAGUACCAUGCCUUCCUCAUCCUUUGUCUCAUUUAAACCUGUCUUUCUGGCUUUGAACCAUUACAUUGGAAUUCGCAUCCUAGAACAAGACAGAGUCUCCAUUAAUUUUCUAGCUAUGGGCCAACAGGCAACAAUCAGCCUUGGAACCAAAGUAAUGCUCCAUGAUCCAGAGGAGGUUCCAGCCCUGAGGUUCCUGAGUAGUGAUGACCUUCUGCUGUUUGCCAACUUAAUAAAGAUCCGGAGGCUGUUCAAUAAGCUGGAAGGAUGCAUGAAUUUCCCCGCAAGUCAAGCUUGGGAAAAAUUAAAGCAACCUUCCUACCUUUCUUCACUCUCUCUAAAACUACUUGCCCUCUGCCAUAAUGCUGGCAUACAGCCAAAUAUAAUGGAAACAAUUACAAAUCUAUUAAAAGAAGAGGAGUAA